Lacerta agilis (Sand lizard) is the source of this 1467-nucleotide messenger RNA. It is a transcript of the gene SLA2, whose product is annotated as Src like adaptor 2. Gene Ontology annotation, molecular function: protein binding. Lineage: Eukaryota; Metazoa; Chordata; Lepidosauria; Squamata; Lacertidae. The coding region runs from base 622 to 1344 and encodes 240 amino acids. The record is from RefSeq and is a predicted model, not a curated record. The transcript has 8 exons.
AUCUGUGCCCUUUGGUUCUCUAAACUGAACCACCACCGCUACAUGAGACUUUCUGGAUUUAAAACUUGCAAUCCCAUACAGUGUGCACCUGUCUGUCUAGUUUCUAGAACCUUUGGGGGACAAGAAAGGCCAUUCUGCAUAAUUGACCGCCAGUCCACAGGUAGUAUCUAGCCUGCUACAAUUACCUGACUCUAGUUCGUGGUAAAGGAAAGUCAAACAGUGUUGUAGAAGCAUCUGUUUUCUGUGUGGUUUCCUCCUCCCUUUUUUCUAUCACACCAACCAUUUUUCCACUUGCGUCAAAAGGAAAUUGAGCAGCUUGUGGGUUCUCGAGAUUCAGCUCUUCUCAAGAACAUGCAGUCAAACAACAAGAGCAGCACAAACUCACCGGCUGUUGGCUUAAGCUGUGCUUCAGGGAAGAAGGGCCAAGAGGAUUCUGCUGUUUGGGUUAAAAUAGCUGUAUUUGUGUACAGAACAAGAGGGCAGCCUGUUGCUUGGAAGACACUGCAGCAAGAAAUCCAAACUACUGAAGAGCACUGAAUGCAGAGAAUCUGGUCAGGUCUCUCUCAAUACUGUACUUUUAGACCACUAUUACUUAAAUCUACCAGCUGACGGCAGACUGUGAUGGGAAGUUUGCCCAGCAGGAGGAAGCAGAUUGCUACUCAGCCAAGCCCACAGUCCAACGUGCAGAACAGCCAGGCCCUUGGCCUCAGCCAUGGUGUCAGGCCACAAGGUGAGAGUACCCCUAUAGCUGUUGCUGUGUGUAAUUUCCCUUCUGGACAUGCAGAGCCAAUACUGUGGAUGGGAGAGCAGCUGAAUUUGCUGUCUGAAGAUGGUGAAUGGUGGAAAGUGGAGUCAGUAACCACGGGCAAAGGCUGCUAUGUUCCCAGCAACCAUGUUGCCAAAAUCUCUCACAGGUGGCUCUAUGAGGGCAUCAGCCGAUCAAAGGCUGAGGAGCUGUUGCUGCUGCCUUCCAACAGUGAAGGUUAUUUUCUGAUCAGAGAGAGCCAAAUGAAGAAAGGUUGCUACUCUUUGUCUAUCAGACACACAAAUGGUGCUUCCUGGGAUUGUGUGAAACACUAUCGCAUUAACUGCAUGGAAAACGGCUGGCUUUACAUUUCCCCUCGCCUCACCUUCUCAAGCUUGCAGGAGCUGGUGGAGUACUAUUCCGAAGCUGGGGAUGGCUUAUGUUGCUGCUUGAAGGAGCCGUGCUUCAUCCAAGGCUCUACAUUGUGGCAGAAGUCUAAUCUUUCCCGACCAAUGGUAGUAAAGAAGCCAACUCUCAACUGGAAGGAGAUCAGCAGACUUGCUGGCAGAAAAUCCGCUAUCAGAAGACUCGCCAAUUAGCUUGGGCCUGAGGGAAGCUGUCACUUCCUACCUGUUAAUGACUGAAGAGCUGCCCUCAGAGGACACAAUCAGUGAAAAGUGAGAAAGAUCAAUACGCUUAAGGUUACUGUUGGGAACCAUUUU